Molecule: messenger RNA, 3969 nt
Organism: Dioscorea cayenensis subsp. rotundata (Guinea yam)
Lineage: Eukaryota; Viridiplantae; Streptophyta; Magnoliopsida; Dioscoreales; Dioscoreaceae
Product: putative multidrug resistance protein
Exons: 7
Coding region: 252-3947 (1231 amino acids)
Biological process (GO): transmembrane transport
Cellular component (GO): membrane
Molecular function (GO): ABC-type transporter activity; ATP binding; ATP hydrolysis activity
Source: RefSeq, a predicted model, not a curated record
AUGGACAAAUGUUUAGGUUAGCAUAUCCUACAAAAUCCUAGCAAUAAAAACAAAAAAGAAUUGUUCAGAAGAUAGAAAAGCUUUUAAAAUUCCAGCUGCCGGCAGAUAGUUACAUUGAAAGGAACAUGAGCGAAUAGAGCCAAAGAUGGGCGGUAUGUUGUAUGCAUGUGCUACUACCAUAAAUAAAAGGUUGGAAGGGUAAAGAUAAGUGAGUAUUGAUAUAUAAAUGCAAAUUGAAGAAGGAUUCAUGCAUGGCUAGCAGAACAGAGGAGAAGAAUGCAUCAAUUUCCCAGCUUUUCCGAUUUGCUGAAGGGAUUGAUAAACUGCUUUUAACUUUCGGAGUUAUGGGCAGCAUUGGAGAUGGAUUGAUGCAGCCAAUAACAAUGAUUCUGCUAAGUAGAUUGAUCAACACAUUUGGAUCAAAAAAUACUAUUUUCACAACUGAAACUGUAAACAAGUAUGCAAUCGAGCUAAUUUCACUGGCUCUAGCAGUAGGGACAGCUGCAUUUCUUGGGGGAUGGUGCUGGACAAGGACUGCAGAGAGGCAGGUAUCAUGCAUGAGAAGAAAGUACAUAGAAGCCGUCUUAAGACAAGAAGUGGAAUACUUUGAAACAAGUUCUUCAACAUCAGCCACCUUUCAGGUGGUAUCAAGCAUCUCAACUGAUGCAGAUACUGUUCAAGAUUUCCUAAGCGAUAAGGUAUCGAAUAUUUUGUCAAGCUUGACCGCGUUUGUAUUCCUCAUAGUGGUUGCCUUCAAACUCUCAUGGAGGAUGGCAUCUGCUGUUCUACCAUUCUCCCUGUUUUUCAUUGUCCCUGGUGUUGUUUAUGGAAAGGUGCUGAUGAAGUUGGGAGUGGAGAUUAGGAAAGAGUAUGGAAUCGCAGGAGGAAUUGCAGAGCAGGCAAUAUCAUCAAUCAGGACUGUGGUAUCAUAUGUUGGAGAACAAAGAAGUCUAGAGAAAUACAAGAAAGCUCUGGAGAAAAGCACAGAGCUUGGUAUAAAACAAGGAUUCAUAAAAGGGUUGGUGACUGGGAGCAUGGGAAUGAUCUAUGCAGUGUGGAGUUUCCAGUCAUGGGUGGGAAGCAUUUUGAUUAUAAACAUGGGGGAAUCAGGAGGGAGUGUUUUCAUCAGUCAAAUAUGCGUCAUUUUAGCAGGAUUGUCAAUUAUGUCCUCACUUCCAAAUGUCAGAUAUUUUUCAGAGGCAAUAACAGCAUCCUCGAGAAUAUUUGAGCUGAUUGACCGGCUCUCUCAGCUCAAGAACAACGAUGACAUGGGGGUAACCAUAGAGAACAUAAGAGGAGAAAUUGAGUUCAAGAGUGUCAAAUUCAGUUAUCCAUCAAGACCUGACACUCUGGUCAUUUCUGGCCUUGACCUUAAGGUAAAUGCAGGGCAAACUAUUGGUCUGGUUGGCGGCAGUGGAUCAGGAAAAUCGACGGUGAUUUCGCUGCUACAAAGGUUUUAUCAACCUGAUGAGGGAGUGAUUCUCUUGGAUGGGAAGGAUAUCAGAAAUUUACAGCUGAAAUGGUUCAGAUCUCAAAUAGGUCUAGUGAGUCAAGAGCCAGUCCUUUUUGCAACAUCAAUCAAGGAGAACAUACUAUUUGGAAAUCAAGAGGCCACAAUGUCAGAGGUGGUGAGAGCAGCAAAGACAGCGAAUGCUCAUGAUUUCAUCACUAAUUUUCCAAAUGGAUAUGACACACAUGUCGGGCAUUUCGGGGUUCAGAUGUCAGGAGGACAGAAGCAAAGAGUAGCAAUUGCAAGAGCACUGAUCAGAUAUCCUAAAAUAUUACUGCUUGAUGAAGCCACAAGUGCACUGGAUGCUCAAUCUGAGAGGGUGGUGCAGGAAGCUCUGGACAGAGCCUCGACAGGAAGAACAACAGUUAUUGUUGCGCACCGACUGAGUACACUCCGGUCUGCCAAUUUGAUUGCUGUUCUUCAGGCAGGGAAUGUGGUAGAAUGUGGAAGCCACAGGGAGCUCACAAAAUUGAAUGAAGGAGAAGGCGGUAUCUACUAUAAGAUGAUGCAGUUGCAGAAAUCAGAGGUUCAAAGAGGAUCUCCAAUAACAGAAAGAAUUAACAGUCCAGUUGAUUCGGCUAUUUCAACUAUAUAUUACACUCCUGAGCAAGGAUUCAGAGGUCAUGAAGCUAGUGCAAGGCAAGAAGAAAUACUAAAGAAACCUUCAAAUAAUCCUUCACAUCGGCGCUUACUGAAGAUGAACAAACCUGAAUGGAAAAGAGGAUUGCUCGGUUGCCUUGGAGCAGUUGCAUAUGGACUAGUUCAUCCUACCUAUGCAUACUGCAUGGGCACAGUUCUCACAGUCUAUUUCCUCCAAAAUAAUGAAGAAAUCAAAUCGAAAACAAGGUUAUAUAGCUUAAUCUUCAUGCUAUUAGCAUUAGUUGCCAUUCUCGCCAACAUCCUCCAGCAUUACAACUUCGGAGUCAUGGGAGAGCGCCUAACCAAGAGAGUACGAGAGACAAUGCUAGCAAAAGUUUUGUCCUUUGAAAUUGGGUGGUUUGAUGAAGAUCAAAACUCUAGCGCAGCAGUAUCAGCAAGAUUAGCUACCGAAGCGAACUUAGUUAGAUCCCUUGUCGGAGACCGCCUAUCACUGCUACUACAAACUUUUAUAACAGCAUCACUAGCUUUUACACUAGGUUUGGUGAUAACAUGGAGGCUAUCUAUUGUGAUAAUAGCUAUUCAACCUUUCACCAUAAGUGCAUUCUAUCUGAGAAAGGUCUUGUUAACCAACAUGUCAAAGAAGGCCAAGAAAGCACAGAUUGAAGGGAGUCAGUUAGCAGGCGAAGCAGUGGUCAAUCACAGAACCAUAACUGCAUUCUCUUCUCAGAAUACAAUGUUAAGACUCUUCGAAAAAACGCAAGAAGGGCCGAAAAAAGAAAACAUUAAGCAGGCUUGGUUCUCAGGAGUGUGCUUAUUUAUCUGCCAGUUUAUUGUCACUUGUUCCACCGCAUUGGCAUUCUGGUAUGGAGGGAUUUUGAUAAUUCACAAUCAGAUAAAUUCUACGCAUAUGUUUCAAGCUUUCUUCAUCCUAACGAGCACUGGCAAGCUCAUAGCUGAUGCAGGCAGUAUGACAACCGACUUGGCCAAGGGUGGCAAUGCAGUGAACUCAGUUCUGGAGAUACUUGACAGACAAAGUAAGAUUAAUCCAGAUGAUCCCAAAGGGAUUAAGAGAAAGAAAGGUCUCAAGGGUCAUGUCAAGUUUAAGAAUGUGAAUUUCUACUACCCUUCAAGGCCAGAACAGAUGAUCUUUAGUAAUUUUAGUUUUAAAAUAGAGGCCAGGAAAACAGUGGCAUUAGUAGGGAAGAGUGGCUCUGGAAAAUCUACGGUGAUUUCUUUAAUAGAAAGGUUCUAUGAUCCAGUAAAAGGCUCAGUUGAAAUUGAUGGGAUAAACAUCAAAGACUACAACUUGAGGUUUUUAAGAACACAAAUUUCACUAGUGAGUCAGGAGCCAACAUUAUUUGCAGGUACCAUUCGGGAGAACAUAGCAUAUGGUAGAGACGACGCUAGUGAAGCUGAGUUAGUGAGAGCUGCAGAGCUUGCCAAUGCCCAUGAAUUCAUAAGAAUUUGCAGUGGCAUGGAAGAAGGGUAUGGUGCAUACUGUGGAGAAAGAGGGGUUCAGCUGUCUGGAGGCCAAAAACAAAGAAUAGCAUUAGCAAGAGCAAUCCUGAAGAAUCCUGCCGUCCUGCUCUUGGAUGAGGCCACCAGUGCACUAGAUAGCAUAUCUGAAAACUUAGUUCAACGAACAUUGGACAAAAUGAUGGUAGGUAGAACAUGCAUUGUUGUGGCGCAUAGGCUAUCGACCAUACAAAAAUCAGACUCCAUAGCAGUCAUAAAGAAUGGGCAAGUCAUAGAAGAGGGAUCACAUUCUGAACUGACAAGGAAAGGUCGUGGCGGUACAUACUAUGAACUCAUAAAGUUACAAUGUCAGUCACCUUAGAUGGACGGUUUCUCUUGAUGAU